AUGAGUGCGAUGUCGAACGAGGGUGAUCCGGUGAAGGUGGAAGGGGUUCACGUUUCUGUCACCACAAUCAGCAUGUCGGGACCGGAGACCAAUAAUGUCCAAUUCUCCUACAGUUCGAGUGGAGUGCGCAUCAGUGUAUCUUCUGAUCCGCAUGAUGAGGACUCUACAGACGCGGAAAUCUCCAAGAUAGACUUUACACAACAUCAAAAUGAGGUGAACAUGCGCAAUAAGAAAAAGCGUCCGUCUAGCGGAGCGCAGUACGACACGCAGCAGAACGAUCGCGAGAGGCCAAUGUCUUGGGAGGGGGAGUUGUCAGACUCCGAAAUGGUGAUAGACACGAGCAUGAACAAUGAUGAAAACAGCAGUUCUUUGGAUUUGCAGUCAUCCAGGGAUUCCAUUGAUACAUUACGCAACGUUACUAUUAAAACAGAACCUAUCAAAAGUGAAGCAUUCCAGAGUUUGGAUGAUCAGCGAGUACUGGACUUGAAGUACUCGGUGCCUUUACAACCACACCAGAGAAGUCUCAGUAUGAACAGGAUAUCAGUCUUAGAUAAUACAUCUCUCUCGCUCGCACGGCGACCAUCCUCACCAACCAGCAGUGCCAAAUCCCUGGUCCUCUCCGAUCAGAACUCGGUCCCUGUCAUGCCUCAAACUACACUGGGAGAGGUUCAAAAUUUGACAAUCAAGAAGGAAAAUCAGAUAUCAGAGUUGAAGUGUGAGCCAUCAGUGGGCAUGGACAAACUCUUAGGAGCACUUCACGGCUCUCCACUGCUGGGCCGGUUGCCCAGAGUCCAGUCCAGCGCUAGUACAGAUUCCGCAGUGCAUUCCAUGUACACACACAGUGUAUACAGCAGUCCGUCAGCUAGUCCCCGAGCUUCCCGGCAUUAUACGCCAUCGUUGUCUCGCAAUAAUAGUGAUGCGUCCCACUCGUCCUGUUACUCUUACAGCUCGGAGUUUUCACCUACUCAUUCACCAGUGCAGGGUCGUCAUCCCCCCGUGGUGUACCGUGAGGCUGCCAGUGUAUUUCCCGCGUCACCGGCUCACGACGAAGACGCCGACGGCGAUGAUCGGUUACAUCACCAUCAAGGCAUCAGCCGGCAGCAACUUAUCAAUAGUCCUUGUCCAAUAUGCGGUGAUAAAAUAAGCGGGUUCCACUACGGUAUCUUCUCGUGUGAAUCCUGCAAAGGUUUCUUCAAACGCACAGUACAGAACAGAAAGAACUAUAUGUGUUUGCGUGGAGGAAACUGCUCUGUGACCGUAGCUACUAGGAAGAAAUGUCCCGCGUGCCGGUUUGACAAGUGCUUAGGCUGUGGGAUGAAACUUGAAGCCAUACGCGAGGACAGAACUAGAGGCGGUCGGUCCACGUACCAGUGUUCGUACUCGUUGUCGGGCGCGGCGUCCACCGGGUCGCUGCUGUCCGCGCACGUGCCCACUACGCUGCGACACGCCUCCAGUCUCACUUGUGUAAAUGGCCCUGGGUCAUACAACAGUCGAGGAGAGCCGAGUAACAGCCGAUUGACGCCUGACAUACCCCCAUUAUUGCAAGAGAUAAUGGAAGUGGAACAUCUAUGGCAAUACAACGAAUCAGAGCUGAAUCGACUCGGCAAGUCCCCUGGUAGUCCGUCAGCUAACCCCCUACUGGCCGCCAGCGGUAUUACGGCACAGAACUCCAGUCCCGAUUUUUUAGCCGACCUGUGCCAUAUAGCAGACCAUCGGCUGUAUAAGAUCGUUAAGUGGUGUAAAAGUCUACCGCUCUUUAAGAAUAUUUCGAUCGACGACCAGAUUUGCCUUCUGAUCAACAGUUGGUGCGAAUUGUUAGUACUGUCCUGUUGUUACCGCGGCGUGAGUACGCCGGGCGAAGUGCGCGUUGGCGGCGGCCGCGGUAUCACACUAGAUCAGAGUGCAAAAUUGGGUUUGACGCCUUGUAUAGAACGAAUGUUGAGUUUCACCGAUCAUUUGAGAAGAUUACGAGUAGAUCGAUACGAAUAUGUCGCCUUGAAGGUCAUCGUUCUUCUCACAUCAGCACCAUUUUUUACGUCAGACACUCCUGAACUUCGAGAGUCAGAAAAAGUGAGAGCGUCUCAGGAAAAAGCGCUUGCAGCACUACAAGCGUAUAUAGCGACGCACUCGCCCGAUACUCCCGCUAAGUUUGGCGAACUACUGCUACGGAUCCCGGAGCUGCAACGAACUUGCCAAUUUUUUAUGCAAGUCGGCAAAGAAAUGCUGAAUCCCGCGAACAAGAAUAAAGAUGGCGACGGUCCCAGCUUCAAUCUCCUCAUGGAGUUACUUAGAGGCGAUCACUGA
Molecule: messenger RNA, 2304 nt
Organism: Diatraea saccharalis (sugarcane borer)
Lineage: Eukaryota; Metazoa; Arthropoda; Insecta; Lepidoptera; Crambidae
Source: the annotation of a GenBank genome assembly